Grosmannia clavigera kw1407 is the source of this 4419-nucleotide messenger RNA. RefSeq names its product dead deah box DNA helicase. The transcript is spliced from 5 exons. Gene Ontology annotation, cellular component: cytoplasm. The record is from RefSeq and is a predicted model, not a curated record. The coding region runs from base 1 to 4419 and encodes 1472 amino acids. Lineage: Eukaryota; Fungi; Ascomycota; Sordariomycetes; Ophiostomatales; Ophiostomataceae. Gene Ontology annotation, molecular function: nucleic acid binding; ATP binding.
AUGGACGAUAUAGAAUUCCAGAGCUCUGAGGUCCGAUGCACUCUGUUUUCUGCCACGCGUGGACUGCCCUUUAAAAAGGGAGACUGGCUUCCUGUGCCCUUGCCACCGUCGAACUACGAUGAAAUAGCUGACCAUACAUACGACGUUCACGCCCUCCUGCACGGCAUAAAGCGCUGCUCGGUGCGAGAGCUUGUGUCAAUAUUGGUGCUCGCUGAUAUCCUCAAGAUCGAUAGCAGCUCAUCGAUGAAACAGCGGGUGGUAGCGUUUCUCGCCCAUCUUGCCAUUUUGAAGCACUGCUCGCUCUCGAACCGCCCGGUGCAUCCUGGUGUGGCACGCAGCAAUGAAGAGUUGUCCUUUCUCAAAGUGUACUGCGAGCUCUCACGGAAGGUCUUGGGAGAACGCCCAUGGGAGGUGGCCGUGGGUUCCACCUCGACCUCCGUAGUUUGGGAUGCAUACGAUCUCGUGGACGGGCGGCUGUGGUUGGCAGUUCUGGAAGGUCAAUCCAGCGUCACAAGCGAGACCAAGAUGGCUUCCGACUUUCGUGACCUGACCACACGUCUUUCGGCACUCUGUGGCUUCGACCUGCAGGAUUGUCUGCCUGGUUAUCUCAGUACAUCCUCCUCACCGACAACUGAAGCUCUCACAGUGCCUUCUACCAUCAUCACUGGCUCCAUCCUUCCGUUUCAGCACCCAGACUUUGAUGAUUUUUUGGGCGAUGUGGCCGUGCCUGUAGACUGGGAUGCUGAACAAACUCUGGCUAGCAGCCAUAAUUCGACUCAAGUCUCACAAGAAGAGACACAUUGGCACAAUACCAAGAAGCUGGCAGCAACAACGAUAAACAAACCGGACCCUAGGAAAAUGUUUUAUUUCAACCGCCGCAACCAGCGUUUCAUGACACAGAUUCGAGACUAUGCUGCCAGCUUGACUAAUGCAACGGGCAAGAUUCUCGACCGCGAGACCAUCGUCACGGCGGUACCACCCAAAAAGCUACAGACAGUAGUUCAAAAGAGUUUCAAGGGCAAAUCUAGAGAAAGAAAGGCUGUGACCAGCAACAAGAAUGUGGCACAAGAAUACCAAAAAGCCAAGCAAGUUCCGAACAUUGUCAUGAGAUGGCGCUCGGCCUACGAGAAUCUGCAGAAGGAAAAAGAUACUCUCAAGCAGUAUGAAGCAGCCGUGAAGUACUUUCAGAACUUGUCUCCGCUGAGUCGCGACAUUGUCGGUGCCGACGUGGUGCUCCACGUCUGCAACAUCCUCGGCAAAUGCCUGUGCGAUAGCAGCAGCAAGCUAAAAAUGAUCGCGCUCAUAUGGGCACAGAUUCAGGAGCUGAGCCGACUGCCACUGUCUGCCGAGGCUGUGCAGAUCGCCCAGGACCUGUGCAAGGCGGUGAUGAUUCCAGUCGGGCCACUUUCCGUUCGCACAGAUGGUCUCAUCACUCCCCUCGAAUCGCGGUCUGCAACAGUGCGUGUGAUAAGCACGCUCGAGAGGGCAAAAGACGAUGCGCGUCUAGUGACUCGGCCGGCCGCUUUCCAGCUCGGAGUCUGUGGGCCAUAUCUAGAGCGAGGCUUUGACUCGCAGCCGGAUGCGCGCGUGCUGAACUUUGAGCCGGAUGGAUGGCAGCGCAAGGUUCUGGAUGCGAUCGAUGAGCGGCAGAGCUUGUUUGUGGUGGCGCCAACAUCGGCAGGCAAGACCUUUAUCUCGUUCUACGCCAUGAAGCAGGUGCUGAAACAGAGCAAUGACGGCGUUCUCGUCUAUGUGGCCCCAACGAAAGCGCUGGUCAACCAAGUCGCUGCCGAGAUCGAGGCGCGCUUUUCCAAGACGUUCCCACAGAGCAGCAGUGGUGGAAAGUCGGUAUGGGCCAUCAAAACACGUGACCAGUGCAUCAACAACCCGACAGGUUGCCAGGUUCUGGUGACGGUACCGCACAUGCUGCAGAUCCUACUAAUGUCACCUAGCAGCAUGGAGGGUAGUAAUCCGUGGCCUCUGCGGCUGCGCUGGAUCAUUUUUGACGAAAUACACAGCAUUGGACAGUCCGACGAGGGAGUCGUGUGGGAACAGCUCGUGCUGAUGGCACCCUGUCCCAUCAUUGCGCUGUCGGCUACCGUUGGAAACCCCUAUGCGUUCCGGGACUGGCUCACUAGCUGUGAGAAGUCCAAAGGCCGCCAGAUACGCAUGAUCACGCACUCUUCGCGGUACUCGGACCUACGCAACUACGUCUGGAUGCCGUCGAGACAUUUUCAAUUUUCCGGCGUUACGGCUGAAGACAGCCGUCGAUGGCCGAUUCCUGGCUUAGAAGCUGAUGGCUAUAACGAGAAAACGCCAUUUAUGGUUGUGCAUCCGGUGGCGAGUCUGAUAGAUCGACAUGGAGCCGUGCCGGCACUGCUGUUUCUGUACGACCGCAAGCUUUGCGAAUAUUCGGUGUGGCACAUAGUGGAAGGGCUUGUGAGCGCUGAGAAGGCGUGGAAGAAAAACAGCACUGAAUGGAAGCAAACCAUGGCAAGCUUCGAGAAGCAUCAAAAGGCCAAGACAGCAAAGAAGGCGCCAAAAAUAUCCCGCAGUACAAAGGGGAAAAAAAACGACGAUGACGGCAACAUAUCCAAAUUUGAAAGCAUGCGCGAGGCUGCCAACCAGGAAGUCAGCAAGUGGGACUUGUUCGACCCAAACGCACCGCUAGCAGAGUUCAGCCUAGCGAACCACACAAGGCUUCCUGCGUCGGAACUGGAGAAGAUUAUCAAAAGCCUCGACGGUGCCGGCAUAAGGCCCUUUUUUAUCGAAGGACUCCGCCGCGGUGUCGGUGUGCACCAUGCUGGGAUGAGCCGUCGAUAUAGACAGAUUGUCGAAAUGCUCUUCCGCAAAGGCUUUCUAACCGCCGUCGUGGCCACCGGAACACUGGCUCUAGGCAUCAACAUGCCAUGCAAGACAGUCGUCUUUGUUGGCGACUCAACCUAUCUGAAUGCCCUCAAUUAUCGCCAGGCCUCUGGCCGUGCUGGUCGCCGCGGCUUUGAUACCCUAGGCAACGUCGUCUUCUAUGGCUUUACGCCCCAGCGCGUCAUGGAGGUGUUGUCGUCGCGGCUGCCCGAUCUCCGUGGCCACUUCCCGCUCUCAACGUCGCUAAUCCUGCGCACAUGCAUGUUGCUGCACCAGACGGACCGCUGUUCUUUUGCCCGCGACUGCAUCGUGCGCUCGCUCUUUUCGCAGACACGCAUGUACAUGGGCGGACCGGCUGGACAAGACGCCAUCAAGCACCACCUGCGCUUUUCUAUCGAGUAUCUGCGCCGUAACCAUAUGCUCUCGGUUCGUGGAGUGCCCCUCAAUUUUGCCGGCCUCGUCGGCCACCUCUACUACACCGAGAACAGCGCGUUUGCCUUUCACGCACUGCUGCAGGAGGGCUACUUUCACCGGCUGUGUGCUGGAUUUUCCGGGAGGGCCUCCAACACAGACGAAGUGAUGCGAACCAUGGUCCUCGUGCUGUCCCACCUCUUCUGUCGACGGCUCUGUCGCCGUUACCAGGACCAGACAUGGCUGGCGACCGUGGUCAAGCCGUCGUCGUCCAUUGUCCUCCUGCCACUGCUGCCAUCGGAUGCCUCUGCGAUCCUGCGGGCGAACAACGCGAAGACGCGGACCAUCUUCCAGACAUACGUCCAAAGCUACGUGCGCCAACAUCUGGCCGACCAGCCCGACCGAUCCCUGCCACUGACAGGUAUCCUCGUGGGACCGCAAGGUGACCACAGCAGCAGUGGAGGCGUGCAGCUGCGGUCGCCCUUUGCUGCACUGUCGGGCUUUACCGACGACUUUCAGUCGGUGCACGACCUCUGCGAGACCGUGCGCGCCGGUGUCUUCCUGCAAGAGGCGUCUGUGCCGUACCUUCCUGUGUCCCCAGAUGAUACCGACGGCGUGCCUCUUAACGCAUACAUCUACGACUUCUUCCGUCACGGUGACCUGAGUGCGCUGAAAAAUGGCAACGGCAUCAGAGAAGGCGAUGUGUGGUUUUUGCUGCAGGAAUUCAGCAUGAUUCUGGCCACCAUCGUCACCAGUCUGACCCUAUUUCUGGAACCGGAUGCGGUGGCAUUGGAUGAUUUGGGAGUGGAUGAGGAUAUGUGGGACGAGGAAGAUGAGCAGGACGAGCAGGACAUGGAUUAUGAGGGCGAGAACGUCCAAAAGAUGUCUACUGCGGACACUGGUACCGCGGCCGUCGCACGUCUACACAAGGAGAAGCGGAAGAAGGAAAAGGUGGCCGAUUCCUGGGAGGAUGAGACGGAUUCAGAUUCAUCCACCUCGACCACUACGACAAAAUCAGCAACGGUCAUCUCCACAAGCAGACCCAAAGACAAUGAAAGCCAGAUGCGUCUCCGGAAUGUGCUUUCGGCCUUUAAACAGCUGAAGGCGCAGUUUGAUGUGAAAUUUCGCAAGGUCUGGGCAUGA